This is a messenger RNA of Nothobranchius furzeri (turquoise killifish), 5720 nucleotides long. It is a transcript of the gene cdk13, whose product is annotated as cyclin dependent kinase 13. Gene Ontology annotation, biological process: protein phosphorylation; positive regulation of transcription elongation by RNA polymerase II. The record is from RefSeq and is a predicted model, not a curated record. NCBI's taxonomy places the organism in Eukaryota, Metazoa, Chordata, Actinopteri, Cyprinodontiformes, Nothobranchiidae. Gene Ontology annotation, molecular function: RNA polymerase II CTD heptapeptide repeat kinase activity; cyclin binding; ATP binding. Gene Ontology annotation, cellular component: cyclin/CDK positive transcription elongation factor complex; nucleus.
AAAGCUGCACGGGCCUUGAAAGCUGUACUGUUAGCAACAUUACGAACAAAGUUAUACUAUUUUGAAAUAAAUCCAAGAUAUCUUGUAGUCACAGUUUGCGGCAAGACGACAGCUACGUUAAGGGGAAUGUUGUCAACACACGGAACGGAAGUCCGGCGGGAUGCAAGACCAGAGAGGCGUCUUUGAAUGGGAAGUUUUUCGUGACUGACUUGCCUGGAACUCUACGCAAGGAGAAAGGAAAGCUAGCUGGCUAAGUUGCUAGCGGGUAGCUAGCGGCAAAGUUGCGUGCUAUUCACUUCCUUGUUGCACAUUGGAUUUUAAUGGAUGGCGAGAAGUUUACGUGGACAAGAGCUUUUGUUCGUUUUUGGACAUUUUAAUACUGCCUGAUAAAUGGAUUAAAAGCCUCUCGUGAGCUGUUAUAUUUGGGUAGAAUGGUGUUUUAAAAGAUUCGGUGCUGAUCCGGGCCUCAUGAAAUGGAAUCAGACUCCGUAACCGUUAGCUAGCUUCACUGAUUAGCUGUGGCUAACAAAUCCGUCCUGGAAUGCAAUGGUUUAGUAUGGACUGCCUCUAUAACAUAGCACCUCAUUUGUAACGGAGUGUGGUGGAGUCUUUUGUCGCCAAGUGUCACUACUUUGUGUGGGAGCUCAUUUGUGCUCGCUUUGUCAUGGAAAUGUAUAGCUAAUAUCGUGCUAACGAACUGAUUGUGCUGAGAAGUUGGCUAACUUAGCCACCUAGCCCAAUGUUCUGUUCAACGACACAACAAGGGACAUAGUUUACGUAAUUCUCAACGUACAACUAGUCAGAACUUCGUCAUAGAUUUUCUAUUUCAAGAAUAAAUGCCUAACUCGGAGGUGCUUCGAGAGGGUCGGAGACGAAGCCCCUCUGGGCAGCGGAAUGCUAACAGGCAGGACAGACGGAGUAAACCGGGGAGCGGUGCCGCUCAGCGAGACAGGCACCGGGAAAAGAGGCGCUUGUCGGCGUCUCGGAGGAAGAAACGCAGGCAAGCCAGGAAUAGAAACUUGUGGCCAGCUGGCACAACAGGAGACAUCGAGAAUGAUCGAAGUAACGCUUUUGAAAAGGAGCUUGAACUUCGGACACUAGUAGAGUAUGACGACGUGAGCUCCCAGUCGGAGCGUUUCUCUGGAAGCCCCUCUCCUAAAUCCUACCCUCAUGCGGACAGCCUGUCAGUGGAUCAGCUUAGCGAUGCUGACUUUGGGGAGUAUAAUGGACCAUCAUCCCCUGACAGAGGUCGCCUGGGAGGCCGAGAGGCAGUUUGCCUCCGUAAAGACGCCAUAACAAGAGUACCAUGUGCUAAGAGGAAACAAGAAAAGGUGGUAGGGAAGAAAAAGGAGCGUCAAAGUCGUGAGAAAGAGCCUUCCAAAGUCAGGAGCGGGGGUAACCUGAGCACCUCUAAAAACCACAGAGACACUGGAAAGAGCAGUGGCAAAAACAGUAAGAGGACUUCUGCAGCCCAGGCCUCCCAAUCUGGAGAUAAAAAGGACUCAAAAAGACACAAAAGUAAAACAAGAUCUGACAAAGAGCCCCCAUCUGCCUACAGAGAUGCUUUACAGUCUUACAGAGAAGAACGAGAGGAUCCGAGGUCCUACAGGAGAAGUCCUGCUCCUAAAACUGAAAGUCCCUAUGGGACAUCCUAUUCAUGCAGCUACCAGUCUCCUGGUGGGUAUAACCAGAUAUCUAGAAGAAGUCCAACUUAUGGGAGUAAAAGAGCUUCUCCCAGUUCCACGUACUACAGCCGGGACAUAGAUGUGUAUGGAGCGUAUGGUGCUUCCAAGUCACCCAGCUCGUACUCCAGCAACAAGAGGAAGAGGUCCCCAACGAGCCCAGCCAACUGGCGAAGGUCACCAAGUUAUGGUCGACACAGUCCGUAUGAACAAGGAGAGUUCGUCUCAAGUCCUUAUAAAAGCCGCAGGAGAUCUCGCAGUCCUUAUCGGAAGUCGCUGAGCCCAAGUCCCGAUGUCAGGCGAAGGUCACGUAGCAGAAGUCCAUAUACAACCUCAAGGCCUUCACGCUCUCACAGCCGCCAUCGCCACUCCCGUUCCCGCAGCCGCCCCUCCAGUCUUUCGCCGAGCACGCUCACGUUCAAAUCCAGCCUCGCCGCUGAGCUCAGCAAGCAGAAGAAGGUUAAAGCUGCCGAGGCAGCGGCCAAAGCCAAGAAUGCGAGCAACACGUUGACUCCAACCGAGGGUUCCUCAUCGGUUCCUCAGCCCAGCCCUAAACUAAACCACACAUCCAGGAAGGGACGUCCCCCCUCACCACCUCAACAAGAGAAGGGCCCCAGAACUCCCCCCUUGUGCCAGCCUCAGUCCCCUGCUAACAAGGUGUCCAAGAGGACCACGGAGCACCAGAACAGUAGGGACAGAGAUGGGAAAGGGAGGGAUGACUCCGUACACAGGGACAAGAGGAAAGCAGCAGCAUCUGUGCAGAGCAAGGACAAGGAUCGAACCACCGCUCCGGUUAUUUCUACUCUGCUGUCGCUGCCGUUGCCCCCAGCAGCUGCUGAACACUCGGAGAAGGGAGACAGCUUAAAGGACAUCUCAGGAAAAAAGAAGAUAGAGAGGAAGGCUCGUCAGCUCCUGGCGGACCUGCCGCUGCCCCCCGAGCUUCCUAGCGGCACGUCGUCCCCUCACAGUCCUCCUGAAGACAAAAAGUCCCAGACGCCUCGUCGAAGACCCAAAAUCUGUGGCCCAAGAUUUGGUGAGAUCAAAGAAACUGAGAUCUACUGGGGGAAGCGGUGUGUGGACAAGUUUGAGAUCAUUGGAAUCACGGGAGAAGGCACCUACGGUCAGGUGUACAAAGCUAAAGACAAAGACACGGGUGAAAUGGUGGCUUUGAAGAAAGUUCGACUGGACAACGAGAAAGAGGGCUUCCCGAUCACAGCCAUCAGAGAGAUAAAGAUUUUGCGGCAGCUCAAUCACAAGAGUAUUAUAAACAUGAAGGAGAUCGUCACCGACAAGGAGGACGCCCUGGACUUCAGGAACGAUAAAGGGGCGUUUUAUCUGGUGUUUGAGUACAUGGACCACGACCUGAUGGGUCUGCUCGAGUCGGGCCUGGUCCACUUCAACGAGAACCACAUCAAGUCCUUCAUGCGACAGCUGCUGGAGGGCCUGGACUACUGCCACAAGAAGAACUUUCUGCACAGAGACAUCAAAUGCUCCAACAUUCUCCUCAAUAACAAAGGUCAAAUAAAGCUGGCAGACUUUGGUCUGGCUCGACUUUACAACUCCGAGGAGAGUCGGCCAUAUACCAAUAAAGUCAUCACACUAUGGUACCGGCCCCCGGAGCUGCUCCUGGGAGAAGAGAGGUACACUCCUGCUAUUGACGUGUGGAGCUGCGGCUGUAUCCUCGGGGAGCUGUUCACUAAGAAACCCAUCUUCCAGGCAAACCAGGAGCUCGCACAGCUGGAGCUCAUUAGUCGGAUAUGUGGCAGCCCCUGUCCAGCUGUUUGGCCAGAUGUCAUCAAGCUUCCCUUCUUCAACACCAUGAAACCAAAGAAGCAGUACCGGAGGCGCCUCAGGGAGGAGUUUUCUUUCAUCCCGCCUACAGCUCUGGAUCUGUUUGACCACAUGCUGAACCUGGACCCCAGCAAGCGCUGCACUGCUGAACAAGCUCUGAGCAGCGAGUUCCUGAAGGACGUCGAUCCAGACAAGAUGCCUCCACCUGAUUUACCGCUGUGGCAGGACUGUCAUGAGCUGUGGAGUAAGAAACGGCGGCGACAGAAGCAGCUGCCAGAGGAGCUGGUGGCUCCCAAGGCGCCUCGCAAGGAGCUCGGCCUCGACGACAGCCGCAGCAACACUCCGCAGGGUUUCCCUGCUGCUGGAGGCGUCAAAGCCCAGAAUGCAGCUGCAUCAGUGCUGCUCGAUCCAAAGGGUCCAAACUCCCAGUUCACCCAGGAGCAGCUGGCGGUCAUCCUGAACCUCUUUGGUCAGCCCAAAUGUUCCAUCAGCACCGCCCAGUUGGUCCAGUCUAUGAGCACAAAGGUCAACCAGGAGACGUUACAGCAGCUCACUAAAGCCGUGGCUCCCUCUGAUCCGUCUGAGCCCCCCCCUCAGCCUCCCCAGCUGCCCGCUCCAGCAGGAGUACCCCGCACCCCCCCCAUGCCCAAGCCUCCGUCGCCCCCCAUGUCUGCCCCGUCUAGCGUUCCAGAGGGCGAAGCCACCGCCACGCAGACGGCCAUGACCAUGCUGCUAGCUCAGCUGCUGCAGGCUCAACAGCCUCAGAGGCAGGAAGUCAGCGAUGGCGUUGAGGGAACAGAGGGCGCCGUUCCAGCAACAACCGCAGCACUUCUACCUCCAGAGGUCAAACAGCCCCCAGAACCAAGUCCUGUUUCUCCAGUGUCUGAAGUAGGCGGAGUUCCCAUCCUACCUCCAGACCAGAGACCACCUGAGCCUCCAGAACCACCCCCCCAUGCCGACCUGGACUACCGGCAGCCCCCGCCUGAGCCUCAAAUGGGCCAUGCUCCUCCCAUUGCCUCAGCACAUGGAGGUGAUGGAGGCCGUCCCCCGGAGCCAGACUAUCCCCCCCUCCCUUCUACGGAGGGUUCUGGGUACGGGGCGGAGUACGCCCACCCGCCUCCUCCUCCCUUUGCUCCUGCUGUGUUCGCGGACAGCUACAUGGGUCACAUGCUGGGUGGAGGCCUGCCCCCUCACACCUUGAGAGAGGUGUUCAGUGGGCCUGGACAACCUGCCCCCUCAUCCCAAGCUUCUGGGGUUCUGCCCCCUCCCCCGCCUCACCCAGACCCUUUCCCUCCAGCACCAGCCAAUACUGGUCCCAGUAGCAUGGUGUUCAGCGGGGACAAGGACCACCGAUUCGAGUACAGUCACAGCUCCAUCUCUAGGGACGCACCACCCAACCCGAGUGCGAUCCACCUCUACAACCACACCAUGGCUCGGCAGGACGGCAUACCUCCACCCAUCCCAGCGUCAGGACAGCCGUGGGGCUCUCCAUCACAAGUCGGGGCCCCGCCCCUUCCUCUGGGCUUUGUUCCACAUGUAAACUCAACAGCAGCGAUCAGAGGGCGAGGGCUGCCCUUCUGAGAGACUCGGUGGGACCGGAACAGAGCAGCCGGCUCUGGAGAUGCACAUUCAUUUUAAUAACUUAAAUCUGUAUUUUUUCUUAAUCUGGAGUAUGUUGCAGAAGGACCGCUGAAUAACACCGGAGGAGCUUUUGUUCCUCGUACAAUGUUUUGUAUUUUUUUGUAAUCUACUUUUCCGUCUUUUAAAUUAAACUUUGACCUUUUUUGGACGUUCGUCAGGCGGGGUACAUUUUAUUCUACCGUAGCCUUUUCCUAACGUUCUGAGGCAGAGUAGUAUGUUUUGCCGUACUGUCCGAAGUAGGCAGAAGCUGUUUUUGGCUAUGAAACCAUCUGACGGAUGAUGCCGAGUCCUUUCAUUUGUGACAGAGAUUGUUGUUGUAUGACUGGUUGGGUGAGGCUGUUGGGUAGGAUGUCCACGUCUUGAGCCGGCGCGUGGGACGUCCACGUCUGGAGCGGAGGACAAAGACCGGUAGCGCUUGUUCAAACAGAUCUUAAUGGGAAAAAGGCUGUUUUUACUUUGAGUUCCACACGAAUCUUCGGCUGUAAAAUAAAGAGCAAAACAAUCAUAAUCAGAUAAAAGGAAACAACUGUUCUUGUACUAAAAUGAACUGUCCCCCUGUCCCCCUCCUUUUGGCUAAAGUUUAUUAAAUAAAUCCCAACUGUGUCA